Molecule: messenger RNA, 993 nt
Organism: Paramecium tetraurelia
Lineage: Eukaryota; Ciliophora; Oligohymenophorea; Peniculida; Parameciidae
Exons: 6
Source: RefSeq, a predicted model, not a curated record
AUGGUAGCUAAUACAAAUGGAAUAGUGAGUUGUUGCCAAGAUUUUGGAGUCUAUUGCAUCACGUAAUUAGAGAUUAAAUAUCAAAAGUUUGUUCUUAGCAGUUGGGAUUUGUUAAUUUAUUAGAAGAAAGAAAACUUAUAAAUAGGCUAAAAAAAGAAAAAACAUUAUCUAUAUUUUAAUUAUCUUGUGCUUAACUUGUAACAUAAAACAUAAAAUGUAGGCAAUAUUAUAUUUAAUUUGGCAUAAAAAACAAUGUUGGUUUUUUACUUUUUUUAAUUAUAUGUCUAUUAUGCAUUUUUAAUCUAUAUUGUAUUUUAUUUUGCUCGUAAAACUUUAAGUGUUAGAACUUUUAAACCUUAUCAGAUUUUAUAAUUGAAGAUUUAUUGCAUCUGCUUGAUUUCACUAUUCACUAUAUUUUUGAUAUGGAAUUUGUAUGAUUACAUAACUAGUUUAUCCUAAUCCUAUUCGCUUUGUCAAAAAUAGAUAUUUCAUAUUAUCAGAAUGAUUGGAUUUAUAGUGAAUCUAGUUUUGAUUGCAGUUGCCCGUUCUUUGAAUCUAAGCAUUAAAAGGAAUCUAGAAUUAAAGUCAACCAUACUGAAAAACUUUGUCAAUUUUGAAGAAAACUGUAAGAAAAUUAAUCGAUAAAGAAUAAACUUUUGGAUCCUUGUCUAUGUUACAUUCUUUGGUUAAUUGCUCUACUUCAUCGAGGAUAUAUACUUCUUAGUUCAAGGGCCAACGGAGACUUGCCAUCUAUAUCUAGAUAUAAUUCAAAGUGAAGCUCGAAUAUUUCAAUACUGCUUGCUAUUAUUAGUUGUAUUAAUCCAAGUUCAACUCCCUUUUUCUGUAACAAUUUACGCAUUUUGGUUCCAAAAACCAGUCAUAAAACAAGAAUCUGAUUCGAUUGAAUUUGAAGAAGAUUACUUUAAAACCAUAAAAUUAUAAGAAAAACCCAAUUCCCAUUCCUCUGAAUAAAUUACAACAUUAAAAGAAUGA